AUGGGGCUCACAAUAACCUAUUCUGUAUUCUUCACGCUUUACGCAGCCAAAGGCGGCGCUCGUCAUUUCAUGUACUUGACCCCUGCACAGGUCGAGGAGACCACUCUGUUCAACUGGGUAUCGCAAACAUUUUGUAUCAUGGCCAUUGCGACGGGCAAGAUCUCGGUUGCAAUCCUGAUGGGCCGACUUAUGGCACCGAAUAGAUGGAGGAAAAGGAUUCUCUACUUCCUAUCCAUCUCCGCAUUCAUAGCUGCCUGCAUAUUUAUUAUCUCCAUCUUCGCCCAAUGUUCCCCACCAAAGGCGCUUUGGAUACCUUCGCCAGGCAAGUGCCCGCAUCCAAAAAAGAUAAACGAUCUCGACGUGGCGCUUGCAUGCUGGUUUGUGUUUGUGGACUUUGCCCUUGCCAUAUUUGGGAUCACUAUGAUCUGGAACCUACAAUUGAACAAGAGAAAAAAGGCUGGUCUGAGCGCCCUUCUCGGCUUGGGAUUCUUCGCUGGCAUUUGUGCGGCCGUGAAGACCUCCUAUCUGCCAACAUUGACCGUUCACUCCGACUUCAGUUGGAUCACGGUCGACCUACUGAUCUGGAACGCCCUCGAAGUCAAUGUGAUCAUAUUUGCCGCCUGCCUUCCGACUCUUCGCCCUAUCUUCAAAACCCUGUUCGACAAUAUCCAGGUUAGGGUCUCCAUGACGAGGAAAUCUCACAGCAAGCUCCCUAGUCCACGCCAUGAGUCUUCCUACGAGCUUCAGACCGUUCCCACGAAGAUUGUGCGACCGGCCAACAGUGCGAGCCGUGGAGCAGCGGACAGCUGGCCGAACGAAAACAGUAGCCGGGUAAACAUCGUGCCCACGAACAGAAUUCUGGAGGUCACGGAGAUGGACACCAGGUUCGAAGACCGCAGUAAGGAUGGAAAGGGAAAAGAUGAGGAGUACGGGUGGAACGAAAGUCGUGCAGCCACGUCCACGAGGAAUGUGGUGUAA
This is a messenger RNA of Letharia lupina, 978 nucleotides long. RefSeq lists its product as uncharacterized. The record is from RefSeq and is a predicted model, not a curated record. Bases 1 to 978 code for a protein of 325 amino acids. Lineage: Eukaryota; Fungi; Ascomycota; Lecanoromycetes; Lecanorales; Parmeliaceae. The transcript has 6 exons.